This is a messenger RNA of Musca vetustissima, 1923 nucleotides long. Its product is annotated as carcinine transporter. Gene Ontology annotation, cellular component: membrane. Gene Ontology annotation, biological process: transmembrane transport. Gene Ontology annotation, molecular function: transmembrane transporter activity. Lineage: Eukaryota; Metazoa; Arthropoda; Insecta; Diptera; Muscidae. The transcript has 8 exons. The record is from RefSeq and is a predicted model, not a curated record. Bases 127 to 1923 code for a protein of 598 amino acids.
CAAUUCGAUUUGGAUGAUUUACUGCCCUCCAUUGGGGAAUUUGGUAAAUAUCAAAAAUUAUUGGUUUUUGGUAUAUGCCUGCCCGCUUGUAUACCGUGUGGCUUUUGUGCUUUUAAUCAACUAUUUAUGGCCGAUACUCCAACGGAUUAUUGGUGCAGGGUACCCGAAUUACUUAACAUAUCAUCUGUGGAACAGAGAAAACAUUUGGCAUUACCACCAGAUAUGGAUCACCAUACCGGAGAACACAGCAAAUGUUAUCGAUAUGCCGUUAAUUGGUUACAACUACUUGAAAAUGCCACCAUCAACGAUUUGAAGCCUGAUCUAACAUGGCCAAUUGAAAAAUGUCCAGAGGGUUGGGAGUACAAUACCACUGAAGUGUGGUCCUCAAUUGUAAUUGACUAUGAUCUCGUAUGCGAUAAGGAUAUUUAUCCGACAAUUGGUUUGGCUGCCCUCAAUGUUGGUGGUCCCAUUGGUGUGUAUUUGUUUGGUUUGCUAAAUGAUCGUGCCGGUCGUCGUACAUCGUAUUUUGUUUGUUUGGCCACAUUGCUCGUUGGUAGCCUCAUUACAUCGAUAAGCAAGGAUUUUUGGACCUGGGCUGGUAGUCGUGUCAUUGUCGGACUCACCAUACCGGCAGUAUAUCAAAUUCCAUUUAUUAUAUCCCUGGAACUGGUCGGAGAAAGUUAUCGCUCCUUCGUUACCGUCAUGACCUGUACGUUUUAUACCUCGGCCAUUAUGAUAUUAUCGGUUGUAACAUAUCUGGAAAGGGAUUGGGUCAAACUUUCUUAUUACACAUCCGUCCCGUUCUAUGCCUACUUCCUGUAUUUAUUCAUUAUGCCAGAAUCACCACGCUGGCUUCUAAUGAGAGGACGUCUUGAGGAAGCUUUAAAGAUUUUGGAAAAUAUGGCACGUGUUAAUGGUCACGAAUUUCCUCCCGUCAUUAAAACAAAACUAGAAGCUCAAAUCUCACGUGACAAACUGAAGGAGAAGAAAAAACAUGUCAAUGCUGGAGUUUCCGAUUUGUGCAGAACUCCUAAUAUGCGUCUGAAGACCCUUUUAAUUACCCUCAGUUGGUUUGCCAAUGAAACGGUAUAUUUGGGCCUGAGCUAUUAUGGCCCCUCGUUGGGUAGCAAUCAGUAUGUCAGCUUCUUUUUAUCGGCCGCUGUUGAGAUACCAAGCUAUUUGGUAUGUUGGUAUCUGAUGGAUACAUGGGGACGUCGUUGGCCUUUGUCGCUAUCCAUGAUAUUGGGAGGUGUAGCUUGUGUCAUCACGGUAAUGCUACCAGAUGAUGCCGUGGAUGAGACCCUCUAUUUGUAUUUAAUAUCGAAGGCAUUACUAUCAGCCUCCUUUUUGAUUAUUUAUCCAUUUGCUGGCGAACUAUAUCCCACACAAGUUCGAGGUAUUGGCAUUGGGGUAUCCAGUUAUGUUGGUGGUCUGGGGCUAAUUGUUAUACCUUUCGUUACAUAUCUGGGCAAGGAGAAUCUCAAACUCCCCUUGGUAAUAAUGGGUUUCAUGUCAAUGUUGGGUGGCAUUACUGGAUUACGUUUGCCCGAAACCUUGCAUCAUCGUUUGCCGCAAACCAUCGAAGAGGGCGAAGAAUUUGGCAAGGACUGGACUAUUAAAAACUGUUGCAGCUGUAAGCCAGAGAGUCAAGUCCUGUCAUCACAACAGGCAUCCUAUGAAAAUCUGGAUGUCCUGGCAUCAAAUGCCGGUUCCGAUGUGGAACUGGAAAUGAAAACCUCAUCAGGUUCUUCAUCGAAGCGACAUUCAGUUCGUUCUCGACCCAAAUCAAUAAUCGAUGAACGUACACCCCUAGAUGUUAAUCGCCCGACGCGACCCUCUAUGCGACGUCUAGUACGUCAAAUGAGUGUUAUGGAUACGCAACGGGCACAAGAUGGAACUAUGCAAUUAACUCAUUGGAUAUGA